CUUCAACAAGAAACAUUCACUUAAUUUUCUCAUUUCCUUUCGUUUAAAUACACACAAACACUACUAAUUUACAAAGUAAAUAAAUAAUAAUAAACUUGGCAUUAUGAAUAAUUUUUUUUUUGGACUUGUUAUAAUGACAAUAAAUAUUGGAUAUUUAUCAGCUAAAAAUUUAUCACCUUUAAAGGUUGAUUCAUCUGCAUUUCAUUUGUACAAAAGUCGUAAUGAAUUGGAUUAUAUUUUGAAGAAUUUAAGACUACAAAAUAUUGAUGAUACGAAAGACAAUCAAUAUAUUAAUUUCGGUCAAAAUCAAGACGGUGAAAAUGAAAAUUUAAAUUAUCUUCCAACAAGUUUUAUUAGUAUUGAUCCAAAAACAAAAGUAACGAAUGAUCAGUCUGAUAUUAUCAUUAGAUUUGCACGUUCUGGUGCAUUUGAUAUUGAUUCACUUGAAAAUUUUCGUCUAUUAUCAUUGGAUAUACAACAGCUACUUGUUCUUUGUGGUGAUUUUAACAAUAUUGAUUCUACGGAUAUUGGUUUAACACAACUGUGUAAUUACAUUACAGCUGGAUUAAAUGAAUAA
Aphidius gifuensis is the source of this 577-nucleotide messenger RNA. RefSeq lists its product as uncharacterized. Bases 104 to 577 code for a protein of 157 amino acids. The record is from RefSeq and is a predicted model, not a curated record. Lineage: Eukaryota; Metazoa; Arthropoda; Insecta; Hymenoptera; Braconidae. The transcript is spliced from 2 exons.